This is a messenger RNA of Ictalurus punctatus (channel catfish), 3022 nucleotides long. RefSeq names its product ret finger protein-like 4A. Lineage: Eukaryota; Metazoa; Chordata; Actinopteri; Siluriformes; Ictaluridae. The coding region runs from base 54 to 1301 and encodes 415 amino acids. Gene Ontology annotation, molecular function: protein binding. The transcript is spliced from 3 exons. The record is from RefSeq and is a predicted model, not a curated record.
UGUAUCAAUUAUCAACAGUUAACCUGGAUUUUCACCACAAUCAAACCACAGACAUGAAUCCCUUCAGAUCCUUCACACCUUCCUACACUACUCUACGGGACACUCCUGUGGCCAUCUUGCAACACUUCCAAUGUUCCAUUUGUACUGAUGUUCUGGAGGAGCCUGUCACUACCGCCUGUGGUCACACGUUCUGCAAGAGAUGCCUGGAUCGCCACAUGGCCAUGAAUGACCUAGUCUGCUCAUUGUGCAAGCAGCAUCUGAGAUUAAAACCACAAGUAAACAUUGCCUUUAGAGAUAUUCUGAAGGAUUUCUAUGAAGCCCAGAGUUCCAGUCCUGAUGAGUUCACUGGACAGCCGGAGGAGGUCCCCUGUGAUGUCUGCCCUGAUAGUCGCAAGUAUAAAGCAGUCAAGUCCUGUCUGAUGUGCUUGUUGUCAUACUGCAAUCAACAUCUUAAAAGGCACCACAACAAGCUACAUUCCAAAGGGCAUAAACUGGUGGAGCCACUGAAUGAGCUGGAUCAGCGAGCAUGCAUGAUCCACAGCAGGCCUCUGGAGCUCUAUUCAGUCAGCGAGGGGAAGUUAAUCUGCAGUCUCUGUGUGAAAGGUAGGACAAAUGUGGUGUCUGUGGAGGAAGAAAGAGACAGAAGGCAGCCAAAUGUAUUAUGUACUUGUUUUGUCAUCACUGUGACUACCAUUUAUUUAUUGAUUUAUUUUCUCACUUGCCUUAUAGAAACUGCAAGGAUUAAGAAAUAUGGAGUGGAUGUGACUCUGGAUCCCGACACUGCUAAUGCACAGCUCCUAAUUUCUGAUGACAUGAGACAGGUGCACAGCUCUGUGGAGAAAAUGGAUGUAUCUGAUUGCCCUGAGAGGUUUGAUGUCUUUGGCAACGUUUUGGGACAGAACCCGCUGGCUGAAGGCAGGGCCUUCUGGGUAGUGGAGGUUGGGAACAAACGAGGCUGGGAUAUUGAGGUGGCAAGAGAGAAGGCAAACAGGAAGGGUGCACUCUCCCUCAAACCAAGCCAAGGAUACUGGGCAAUUGUGCAUUAUAAUAAUGACAGUUAUGCAGCUCUGGAAGACCUUCCCACCCUGCUGGCUCUUUCAAAUAAACCCUGUAAAGUAGGGGUAUUUGUUGAUCACAGCGAGAAGUUAGUCUCCUUCUAUGACAUGGAAGCAGAAACUCACAUUUACUCAUUUACUGACUGUGCAUUUGGAGCAGCAAUUAAACCCUACUUUAGCCAUCACCUUAAUGAGAAUGACCCUUUUUUUCCCCUGUCAAUUCCAGUGAAUAACAUUCCUAUUUAAAGCGAAAGGUAAUUUUUGAGCAACUGUAAAAGCUGUACUGUUCGAUAAAUUUCAUAGACCCUUAUGUAAGAACAAUGAAUGACAUGUUCACAAGCAUAUACUGUAUUCAUUUAAAUAUUUUACCUCUAAUACCUCUAAAUCUGAGGCCAUGGUUCUCAGCAGAAAACCGAUGGAGUGCCUACUCCGGGUAGGGAAUUAGUACUUAACCCAAGGGAAGGAGUUCAGGUACCUCGGGGUCUUGUUCAUGAGUGAGGGGACAUUGGAGUGGAGAUUGGCCAGGGAAUCGGAGCAGCGGGAGCGGUAUUGCAAUCGCUUUACCGCACCAUUGUGACAAAAAGAAAGCUGAGCCGGAAGGCAAAGUUCUCGAUCUAACGGGCAAUUUUCGUUCCUACCCUCACCUAUGGUCAUGAAGGUUGGGUAGUGACCGAAAGAACUAGAUCGCGGGUACAAGUGGCCGAAAUGAGUUUUCUCAGGGUUUUCUCUACUCAACUCAGAGUAGAGCCACUGCUCCUUUGCAUUGAAAGGAGCCAGUUCAGGUGGUUCAGGCACCUGGUAAGGAUGCCCCCUGGACGCCUCCCUAGGGAGGUGUUCCAGGCAUGUUCAGCUGGGAGGAGACCUUGGGGAAGACCCAGGACUAGGUGGAGAGAUUACAUCUCCACACUGGCCUGGGAACGCCUCACGAUCCCCCAGUCAGAGCUGGUUAAUGUGGCUCGGGAAAGGGAAGUUUGGGUUCCCCUGCUGGAGCUGCUGCCCCUGUGACCCGAUAACAGAUAAGUGGUUGAGGAUGGAUGGAUGGAUUUAAAGAUUUGAAGGCUUUAACUUUAAUUCUUUAUAAUGUUAUCAUUUUUACAAUUUAAAUAUAUGGAAUCCAUUUGAUACUAAAAUAUGCAUAUAUAACCACGAAUGGUUAUUUGCAGAUAAAGGGAUCAAAGGUUCUUGUGUGGUUAUUAAAGUUACUUCAUAAUCCUAAAUCAUCUAAGAUCGUGGUUACUGUAGUGCAAUGUACUGUGCAGUGAAAUAUCAAUGCAAGAAUAUAAUGCAAGAAUCAUUUUAUACUUAUCUAUGUUAAGCUAAAGGUUUUAGGUUUGAGCUCUGCUGUCACUUAACUAGUAAAUAAGAUUUUGCAUGUUUAGGGUGAAUUUGCUAAUAUGUUACAGUGACUCUUUUGAUGAUUGAGGAUUUGUUAGGUGAUUGUGAAAAAUGUACUAAUGUCAGUAGUAUUUAAUGCUAAUGAUAACUACAAUAUCAAUAUUUAUACACUGUAUAAGAAACCAGUACAGUAGACAUUUACUGUGCCUGUUAUGUACACUUACUUACACACCCUACUGAGGCUUGAUGUCUGUUUUGUCACACUGUAAAUUGAGUACUGAUAUUGAGUUGUCAAGGCUGUCUAAGUUGCUUUUAUACAAUAUCACACAUACCACACAUAAAACCAGAAACUAUUAUAUUACCAAAUACCAAAUACUUUUUUAUUCAUUAAAGCAUUUUUAUUUUUUCCUGGUGACAAAUAAAUACAAUAGGAUUUAUUUAUUGAUUAAUUUACUGCUUACUAAUUACAUCCUACUUAUACCAUAUUUGUCACACCACAUGCCACUUUUGAAGCCACAUGGUAAAUCCCUUGAUCAAGCACACCUGUUCAUAAUCAUACACGGUCCUUAAAUUACCUGAAUUCACAAUAGUGAUGGCAAAAUGAAGCUUUCUGUAGCAAUGUCCCAAAUGUU